Anopheles cruzii is the source of this 2055-nucleotide messenger RNA. Its product is annotated as netrin-B-like. The transcript has 8 exons. The record is from RefSeq and is a predicted model, not a curated record. NCBI's taxonomy places the organism in Eukaryota, Metazoa, Arthropoda, Insecta, Diptera, Culicidae. Gene Ontology annotation, molecular function: protein binding. The coding region runs from base 1 to 2055 and encodes 684 amino acids.
AUGAUAGCGCUGGUGGCGGUGGCCACCGUGGGUGGGGGCCCGUUCCUGCGAGGUGGACUGGGGGCGCACGGGGUCGGUGGUAGCGGUACGGCCGCAUCCGCCAAUGAUCCGUGCUACGACGAGGGGCGGCCGCGGCGCUGCAUGCCGGACUUUGUGAACGCCGCGUUCGGGGUGCCGAUCGAGGCGUCCUCGAUCUGUGGCCACGACCGCCCGUCCCGCUACUGUGACCAGCGCGAGGGGCCACCGGGGCGCGAGGCGGACCCGACCUGCGAGAUCUGCGACGCGUCCGACCCGACCAAGCGCUACCCGGCGGCCGCCCUGACGGACGUGCACAACUCGAACAACGUCACCUGCUGGCGGUCGGAGCCACGGGCCGGGUCGCUGGACGCCGGGACGCCCGACAACGUCACCCUGACGCUGUCGCUCGGCAAGAAGUUCGAGCUGACGUACGUCAGCCUCUCGUUCUGCCCGUACGCGCUCCGGCCCGACUCGAUGGCGAUCUACAAGAGCGCCGACUUCGGCAAGAACUGGCUGCCGUUCCAGUUCUACAGCUCCCAGUGCCGGAAGCUGUACGGGCGGCCAACGCGGGCCGCCAUCUCCGCCAGCAACGAGCAGGAGGCGCGCUGCGUCGACCACAACCGCUACAGCGUCGACGGCGUCCAGGGCUCCCGGAUCGCGUUCAGCACCCUCGAGGGCCGCCCGUCGGCGCCGGACUUUGAUAGCUCCGUCAUCCUGCAGGACUGGGUGACGGCCACCGACAUCCGCGUCAUCUUCCACCGUCUGCAGCCGGCCACGACGGGCGCUGGCGGCGGCAAUGGCGGCGGCGGUUCCAGCUCGUCUGGCGGCGGUUCCAAGCACGGCGGUUCACAGCAAUCAACCGAGCUGCUCGGCGGCGGCAAGUUUGGCGGGGUGCCCAAGAAAGCGGCUGACUUCCUACUGCCGUCCGGGGGUCGCGAGCUGGCCGGCGGUUCCGGGGUCCUCACGUACGCGCUGUCCGACUUCGCGGUCGGCGGCCGGUGCAAGUGCAACGGACACGCGGCCCGCUGCGUCAAGGGCGCCACCGAGGGCGGAAGUGGCCAGCAGCAGCAGCUGGAGUGCGACUGCAAGCACAACACGGCCGGCCGGGACUGCGAGCGCUGCAAGCCGUUCUACUUCGAUCGCCCGUGGGGCCGCGGCACGGUACGCGACGCCAACGAGUGCAAAGUUUGCCAGUGUAACGGGCACGCCCGCAAGUGCCGCUUCAAUCUGGACCUCUACAAAAUGUCCGGCCGUGUGUCGGGCGGGGUAUGCAGCGACUGUCGGCACGAUACAACCGGGCGCCACUGCCACUACUGCCGCGAGGGCUUCUACAAGGACCCCACCAAGUCCAUAAGCCACAAGAAGACCUGCAAACCGUGCGAUUGCCACCCGAUCGGUUCGUCCGGGAAAAGCUGCAACCACACGUCGGGCCAGUGCACCUGCAAGGAGGGCGUGACCGGGCUAAACUGCAACCGGUGUGCCCGAGGCUAUCAGCAGAGCCGCUCGCAUAUCGCGCCGUGCAUCAAGAUACCGCGGGUCAUCAACAUCAAUCACCAGGCGCAGAACACGGCCCCGGAGUCCUACCACUACGAUCCGGACGCGAGCGAAAGCACCAAAGAAAAUUGCCCCAAGUGUAAAUUCGACACGAAGCGACUCAACUUGAAUAAAUUCUGCAAGCGUGACUAUGCAAUCAUGGCUAAGGUGACCGGGCGCACCACCCCGGGUGGCAAGCAUGGACCGCGCGAGGAGGUGCGCUUCAACCUGCAGGUUCAGUCGGUAUUCAAGUCGAACAGCAGCCCGCUGCUGGUGGCGAACCAGCGAAAGCAGAGCGUCGGGCUGCUGGUGCCCACGAAGAACAUCGACUGCCGCUGCCCGAACAUCAAGAUGAACAAGUCCUACCUGAUCCUUGGGAUGGACGCCAAGAGCGGCAACCCGGAGAACUUGCUGCUCGGCCCGAAAACGAUCAUCAUCGAGUGGAAGGACGACUGGAACCGUCGGCUGCGGCGCUACCAGCAGCAGGUCGGCUCCUGCAACUAG